Messenger RNA from Gossypium arboreum, 2946 nucleotides. Its product is annotated as probable leucine-rich repeat receptor-like protein kinase At1g35710. Gene Ontology annotation, molecular function: protein kinase activity; ATP binding; protein binding. Gene Ontology annotation, biological process: hormone-mediated signaling pathway; protein phosphorylation. NCBI's taxonomy places the organism in Eukaryota, Viridiplantae, Streptophyta, Magnoliopsida, Malvales, Malvaceae. Bases 320 to 2218 code for a protein of 632 amino acids. Gene Ontology annotation, cellular component: plasma membrane. The record is from RefSeq and is a predicted model, not a curated record. The transcript has a single exon.
UCCUUAACAUAAUAUUAAUCAAUCUGUGUUAGACAAUGCCUAAAGACUUUGAAAUUAAUAUAUAUCCAAUAAACUUAAAUCUGUUUUAUAUGUAUUUAAAUAAGCUCAAGUUUGAGAAUUGGAGUCCUCAACUUCAUAGCUACGAAAUCCUACUUUUACACUUCUAUCCCUACCUUCUUUUUACUCUCUAUAAUUGUGAUCACUAGUGGAAUUACAAGAGCAACGAACGAUGAUUCUAAAUGGCAGGCAGCAGAGGCACAAGCCUUGAUGGAAACAGGGUGGUGGAGUAAUUAUAAAAAAGAGAGUUGGAAACCAUUGUAUGUGGCCUGGUAUUCGAUGCAAUGCUGGAAGUGUCGUCGAUAUUGAUCUUAGUGGCCAUGGUCUGAAUGGGAGCAUAACACCUCAAAUAGGAGCACUUUCAAAGCUCAGGUACCUCAACCUGUCUUGGAAUAUCCUUACAGGUGAGUUACCUUCUUCAAUUGGAAACCUCACUCAAUUGGCAGUGCUUGAUGUUUCUUGUAAUUAUAUUUAUUCCAUUCCCAAGGCAAUUCAGAAGAUGGAGAAUCUUGUUUCUCUAAAUUUGUCAAGGAAUAGCCUUACAGGUAAGUUACCUUCUUCAAUUGGAAACCUCACUCAAUUGGAAGUGCUUAAUGUUUCUUAUAAUGAUAUUCAUUCCAUUCCACCAAAUAUUGGAAAGCUAAAGAGUAUGGUUGAUCUUGAUCUCUCAAACAACUGGCUUGUUGGUCCAAUCCCAUCUUCUGUCAGCAACUUAACCAAUCUUGCCUCGUUGUACCUUCAAAGCAACAAACUUGAUGGAUCCAUUCCACAAGAUAUUGGGAGACUAACGAAUUUGGUUGAAUUGGAUCUAUCCUCCAAUAAUCUUGUUGGUCCAAUACCAUCUUCUGUCAGCAACUUAACUAAUCUUACCUCGUUGUUCCUUCAACUCAACGAACUUAAUCGAUCCAUUCCACAAGAUAUUGGGAGAAUAACGAAUUUGGUUGAAUUGGAUCUAUCCUCCAAUAAUCUUGUUGGUCCAAUACCAUCUUCUGUCAGCAACUUAACUAAUCUUACCUCGUUGAUCCUUCAACUCAACCAAAUUAAUGGAUCCAUUCCAGAAGAUAUUGGGAGACUAACGAAUUUGGUUGAAUUGGAUCUAUCCUCCAAUAGUCUUGUUGGUCCAAUACCAUCUUCUGUCAGCAACUUAACUAAUCUUACCUCGUUGUUCCUUCAACUCAACCAACUUAAUGGAUCCAUUCCAGAAGAUAUUGGGAGAUUAACGAAUUUGGUUAAUUUGGAUCUAUCCUCCAAUAGGCUUUCAGGUCACAUCCCUUCCUCUCUCAGCCAGUUAAAUACAUCGGUUGCUCUCUACGAUAACAAGGAUUUAUGCAUUCAAGGCUGCCUUCCUUGCCCUUCAACGAAGCACAAUCUGGUCGUUAUUAUUCUUGUCCCGACAUUGUUGUUUCUUAUCUUAUUCUUUGCAUUGGUGAUAUUCAUCCUUUACCGACAAUAUAGAGCUAAAGCUUUGAAACAUGAUCCAAGUCCAACCAAAAAUGGAGAUUUAUUUUGUAUUUUGAAUUUUGAUGGAAAGAUUGCAUUUAAAGACAUCAUCAGAGCAACAGAGGAUUUUGAUAUCAAAUAUUGCAUUGGAAUGGGUGGUUAUGGCAGUGUUUACAGAGCAGUCUUACCAAGUGGCAAAGUUGUUGCCUUAAAAAAACUCCACCGAUUGGAAGCGGAGCAACCGGCUUACGACACAAGUUUCCGAAAUGAGAUCAAGUUUUUAACAGAAAUACGACACAAGAACAUCGUCAAGCUCCACGGAUUUUGUCUCCACAACCGUUACAUGUUCUUGAUUUAUGAAUAUAUGGAAAAGGGAAGCUUGUUUUAUGCCUUGAGCAUUGAUGAGGAAGCUAUGGAAUUGGAUUGGACAAAAAGAGUGAACAUUGUCAAAGGUGUCGCACAUGCUCUAUCUUACAUGCAUCAUGAUUGCACCUCUCCAAUUGUUCAUCGAGACAUCUCAAGCAAUAACAUUUUGUUAAACUCUGAAUUGGAAGCUUUUAUUGCUGACUUUGGGACUGCAAGACUUCUUGAUCCUGAUUCAUCUAAUCGAACUGUAAUUGUUGGGACGUAUGGAUAUACUGCCCCAGGUUCUGCACCUUCACUCUCUUCUUUUCCUUUUUAUUUAGUUUCUGCUGCUUAUUUGUUUCGAAUUACAUAUUAGACUAACGAGGGAAACAAGGAGGAAAAACCAAAUUAAGAAAUAUCAAAUAUAAAUAAAAAAAUUUAAUUCUAGAUUGGAGGAUUCAAAUGCAAACAUACAUGCUGAUUACAAAAUAUAAAUUAACAUGUAUUUAAUUAUUUUUGUUGUUGUAAUUACAGAACUUGCUUAUUCGUUGGUUGUGACCGAAAAAUGUGAUGUUUAUAGUUUUGAAGUGCUAGCACUGGAAGUAUUGAUGGGAAAGCAUCCUGGUAAAUUAUUGUCAACACUAUCAUCAUCAUCAUCUAGUGUCCAAAAUUUCAUGCUAAAUGAAAUUUUGGACCCUCAAUUAUCAACCCCGAGAAGUCGAAAAAUGGCAGGAGAUAUCGUUUUUGUUGCUGUCAUUGCUUUUGCAUGCUUACGAGCUAGACCCAAAGCUCGACCAACAAUGAAAUUAGUGUCUCAAGAAUUCCUACACAUCAAGUCCCCAGUUGCAAUGCCUCUUCAUGAAAUAUCAUUGAUCGAGCUUAAGAAUCAUGAGAUGUUUAUGAGCGGUAAAAAUCACAAAUAAAUAAAUAAUUUGAAGUUGAUGUAAUAAUAUAGAAACCAAUGGAAAGUGAUAAAGUAGAAUUAAUCUUUCCAAGGCACUUCAUUGUUAUUCAUAGUUACUUUCUUGUUUUCCUACAAAAUAUUUAAAAUUUUGGGUUCAAAGACAUAACUUUUAAUAAUUAGAACUAUGUUUUAACAAUGAA